Molecule: messenger RNA, 1605 nt
Organism: Aspergillus lentulus
Lineage: Eukaryota; Fungi; Ascomycota; Eurotiomycetes; Eurotiales; Aspergillaceae
Product: putative GABA permease (Uga4)
Biological process (GO): transmembrane transport
Cellular component (GO): membrane
Molecular function (GO): transmembrane transporter activity
Source: RefSeq, a predicted model, not a curated record
AUGCUGCUGAAGAUGCGCUCGCAGACCACCGUUGAUGCCACAGGCCCUGACCAUGGCGUCGGUGGCCAUCGAGAGGCGGUCGACGACACGCAGCUCCUGGCCGAAUUGGGUUACAAGCAGGAGCUGCGACGACAGUAUUCGACUUUAGAAAUCUUUGCGGUCGCGUUCAGUAUCAUGGGCUUGGUUCCGUCGAUCGCGUCCACAAUUGCAUUCUCACUUCCAGCUGGGCCAGUCGGGAUGGUUUGGGGAUGGUUUACGGCGAGUAUCCUCAUCUUCUUUGUCGGUCUUGCGAUGGCGGAUAUGGCGUCCGCGAUGCCCACGGCCGGCGGUCUAUACUGGUGGACACAUUAUUUCGCGGGUGAGAAGUACAAGAACCCGUUGAGCUUCUUGGUCGGAUACAGCAACACCCUUGGGUUAAUUGGUGGGAUGUGCUCGGUUGACUACACGCUCUCGCUGCUGCUGCUCGCGUGCAUCUCGAUCUCGCGUGACGGAGAGUGGUCCGCGUCCAACGGGACCAUCUACGGGGUCUAUGUCGGGGUGAUUCUCGUGCACGCCGUGUGCGCUGUGUUCGCCGGACCGAUCAUGAACAAGAUCCAGACGUUUUCGAUUUUCGUCAACGUGGCGAUGAUAAUCGCAACGGUGGUCGCGCUUCCCGUCGGCAAAAUCAGCCGCGGCCAGUCGCUCAACCCGGGCUCGUAUGUCUUCGGGGACGUGGAGAACCUGACAACGUGGCCGACGGGCUGGGCUUUUGUGCUGUCGUUCCUGGCCCCGAUCUGGUCGAUUGGCUUCUUCGACUCGUGCGUGCAUAUGAGUGAGGAGGCGCUGCAUGCGGCCAAGGCGGUGCCGUUGGGGAUCAUCUGGUCCUCGGGUUGCGCCACGUUCCUGGGGUUUUUGGUUCUGUCCGUGAUUGCCGCGUCGAUGGACCCGGACGUUAGUAAGACGAUGAGCUCGAAGUUCGGGCAGCCCAUGGCGCAGAUCUACUAUGACGCUCUCGGAAAGAAGGGAGCUCUCGGCUUUACCGGAGUGCUGAUUGUUAUUCAAUUCCUCGUCGGACUGAGUUUGAUCGUCGCUGCAUCCCGGCAAACAUGGGCCUUCUCCCGCGACGGUGCCCUCCCCUUCUCCGGCUACCUCCGCCACAUCAGCAAACGCAUCCGGUACCAGCCAGUCCGGGCAAUCGUCGCAUUCGUCGCCGUGUGCAUCGUCGCCGGUCUGCUCUGCCUGAUCAACUCGAUCGCAGCCAAUGCGCUGUUCUCCCUGUUCGUGGCGAGCAACUACGUCGCCUGGGGCACACCGAUUCUCUGCCGGGUGAUCUGGAGCAAGAAGCGCUUCCGGCCGGGCGAGUUCUACACGGGGAAGUUCAGCCGGCCGAUUGCCAUUGUGGCGAUCCUGUGGUUGAUCUUUGGGCUGAUGCUGUCGAUGUUCCCGAGCGGAGGACCGAAUCCAACUCCGUCGACGAUGAACUAUACCAUUGUGAUCAACGGCUUCGUGUGGGUUGCAUGCAUGACGUAUUACUUCCUGUUCGCGCGGAAAUGGUACACCGGCCCGAAGAUGACUAUUGAUUCGUCGGAGGUGGUAACCCAGCCUGAGAAGGAUGCAACCAACUGA